Alligator mississippiensis (American alligator) is the source of this 4095-nucleotide messenger RNA. It is a transcript of the gene GNA14, whose product is annotated as G protein subunit alpha 14. NCBI's taxonomy places the organism in Eukaryota, Metazoa, Chordata, Crocodylia, Alligatoridae. Gene Ontology annotation, cellular component: heterotrimeric G-protein complex. Gene Ontology annotation, molecular function: guanyl nucleotide binding; G protein-coupled receptor binding; GTPase activity. Gene Ontology annotation, biological process: adenylate cyclase-modulating G protein-coupled receptor signaling pathway; phospholipase C-activating dopamine receptor signaling pathway; action potential. The record is from RefSeq and is a predicted model, not a curated record. The transcript has 7 exons. The coding region runs from base 180 to 1244 and encodes 354 amino acids.
GCGGGGGUCCCCACCCCUCCCUUCCUCACAGGUUGCUUUUUUGCCUGUGCAAAGAGGCGCCGCUGGCCCCGCCUCCGCCAGCCGGCCGUCCCCCGCCGGGCUGAGCCCCGCAGGCGGCCGGAGGGCGCCCAGCUGCCCCCCUGCGCUGCCCAAGGGUGGGCGCGGGAGCCCGGCCGGCCAUGGCCGCCUGCUGCCUGUCGCCCGAGGAGAAGGAGUCGCAGCGCAUCAGCGCCGAGAUCGAGCGGCAGCUGCGGCGGGACAAGCGCGACGCGCGCCGGGAGCUCAAGCUGCUGCUGCUGGGCACAGGAGAAAGUGGAAAAAGUACCUUUAUUAAACAGAUGAGGAUUAUUCAUGGAUCAGGUUACACAGAAGAGGACAGGAAAAGCUUCACAAAAUUGGUUUAUCAAAACAUAUUUACUGCCAUGCAAGCUAUGAUCAGAGCCAUGGAUACAUUAAAGAUACAGUACACUUCUGCAGAGAACAAGGAAAAUGCUCAGACAGUCAGAGAGGUGGAGGUAGAUAAAGUAACAAUGUUGGAAAGAAAGCAAGUGGAAGCAAUCAAGAAGCUCUGGGAAGACCCAGGAAUCCAAGAGUGCUAUGACAGACGGAGAGAAUACCAGCUCUCUGAUUCUGCUAAAUAUUACCUCACCGACAUUGAUCGUAUUGCUAUGCCAUCAUUUGUGCCAACUCAGCAAGAUGUUCUUCGUGUCAGAGUGCCAACCACUGGAAUUAUUGAGUACCCUUUUGAUUUAGAAAACAUCAUUUUUAGGAUGGUAGAUGUCGGUGGCCAGAGGUCUGAAAGGAGAAAGUGGAUUCACUGCUUUGAAAGUGUUACUUCCAUCAUUUUCUUAGUUGCAUUAAGUGAAUAUGACCAGGUCUUGGCUGAAUGCGACAAUGAGAAUCGAAUGGAAGAAAGCAAGGCCUUAUUUAAAACUAUCAUCACAUAUCCCUGGUUUCUGAACUCUUCAGUCAUUUUGUUCUUAAACAAAAAAGAUCUUUUAGAAGAGAAAAUCAUGUACUCCCAUCUAAUCAGCUAUUUCCCAGAAUACACAGGACCUAAGCAAGAUGUCAAAGCUGCCAGAGACUUCAUUUUGAAGCUAUAUCAGGAUCAGAAUCCAGACAAAGAGAAAGUAAUCUACUCCCAUUUUACUUGUGCCACAGACACGGAGAAUAUACGCUUUGUCUUUGCAGCUGUCAAGGAUACCAUCCUACAGUUAAACCUGAGGGAGUUCAACCUAGUGUAAAGAAAAAACACUGCUUAGGAUCAAGAGAGUAAUUUAUCCAGAUAGCGUAGCUCAUUAAAAAACAAAUUGUUUGCAGACUUUAACAAUCGCUACAAAAGACCAAGUAAUGCAGGUGCAUAGAUGGCUGUUGUCCUCUGAAAUAGCGUACUUACAGAAAUGGAGGCUUUUCUGUACAUUUGUUGACGUUGAAAUGUUUACGGAAACUAAUGGAUUAGUAGAACUUUAAGGAAAAAGGUCCAAAUUUGAUGGAUUUUUUAAAAACUAUAUAUUUUAAAAAUUGUUUUAAUUUCUCCUCUUGAUUUUGGUUUUGAGAUUUUUUUGGUGAAAACUAUGGUUUUAAGGGUAUUUAAGAAAAGAUAUUUUGUAGAAUUAUAUAUAAGUCUAUUUCCCAUCUACCUGGCAUUUUUUUAGACUUUUUAAAAUGCAUUUGAUAACCAUUUACAAACAUGGUAUAGAUUUUAAUCAGAGAUGCCUUUAUAAAUUAUGAUAAAAUAAUAGUUUUAGGAUGCUAGAUACUUUAAGAUUCUUCUUAAGUUAGACUGAACUAUUAAUAUUUUUAAUGAGUGUAAAGCUAUGUGGUAAUGUAAUACUUCAGCAUUUUUAUUAGAGGUAUUUUUGCUAGGCUGAAUUGCCAAGCAUGUUAAGACUGUCUUUGAAACGUUACAGAAGAUUAGUUAUUGGUGUCCAUGAGGCAAUAUUGCACAUGAGUCAAAAGUUUAAUUAUGAAGCACGUUGAUGACCUCUGCAAACAUGACAGGGUAACCCCUGAACCCAGUGGAUAUCCCAUGUAAUUUACUUAUCAGAUCAUCGUGGCUCACAAAGGGAAUUAUGGAUGCUUUUUCUUGGAGAACUUUUAGGUUCUACUAUUAUCUAUCCCAGGACCCUCUAUCACAGGAAAAAUAGGGUGCUACUGAGGAACAGAGAGUGGUGUACUUCUUACCAGUACCUAAAGUUUUGCUCAAUCUAGUACUCAGGUUUAACAGUUAAGUGCAGGGAUGUUCCUUACCCACACAUGACUACUUUUCAGAAGAAAUUCAUAUAAGGAGAUCAUUCCCAUCAUAUUAUGCAGCCAUGAGAGAAUUACUUAAAGAUUGCAUCAAAUAUAGCUGUACCAAUGCCUCACACUGUUUUAGGAAUGUAGGGACUUCCUGGAUAAUUGAUUUAACCUUCUACAAUAUAACCCCUUCCACACACCACAGCCACAAAGCACCCUAUAACAAAACCCUAUGAUCUGUAGUACCAAGUAGCCCUAGAUAAUGAUUCAAAGGAAAAAAAGGGGGCCCUCCACUAAUGGAAGGGAAUUAGUUAAGUAAAGUAUGCCUUGAUGACUAAGAAUGGGACUGUGGCUCUAGGGAUAGAAACCUGACUCAAAGUGCUAAUUCAAAUAACUAGCAUGACUUUACUUUCACACCCAAGCCCAUAGAAUCUAGACUGAAGCACAUCUUCAAAAAACAAAUGCAUCUCAAGAUGCCUAGGAUUUUGAAAUCCUUUUGUCCCAAUACAAUACAGUCCUAACACGCAACCUGCCUUGAGCAGUAGGAACCCAUGUCUUAUCAAGAAACGACUUUCCUCAGUUUUCACCUCUGCCUCUAAAUACUGCACACAUUGUCAGUGAAGUCAAAAGACCCUAUGCCACUAGAAAAUGCCCACGUAUGCAGACAAGCCCAUAUCAUGAUCAGGAUGUCUUUAAAAUCCGUCAUGGGUAUGCCAUAAGCCCCAUUGCUCAUGUUCUACUCUUCCAAAUACACAUUUAUACUAUCAUGCUGUCCCUUCUAUAACCCUAUGAAGCUGUCUUGUAACAACUCAGACUUCUUGUCCCCACUAUUUUAUUCACAAUGGGCAGCUCCUCUCCUCUACUUGUUAGAAACCUUUGUUUAAUUUUCCAAUUUAAAAGGUAUUCAUUACAGGUACUCCUCACUUAACGACCUACCUGUUUAACGACCGCGCGGACUUACGACCAGCUCUCCGAGCAGUUGGUAUUAUACGAAACGUAUUGUGGAAACAGCAGCGCGGCGUCUCAAGCCAAGGCAUGCAGUAUCAAGGGGCGGCUCCUCGCUUAUCGACCAAUUCGCUUAACGACCUAGUCGCAGGAACGGAACUCGGUCGUUAAGUCAGGAGUGCCUGUACUGGCUUGCACCCACUAGAUUUUGUGUCAAUAUGGUUCUUUAAGUUAAACAGCUCUUCUCCCUCUCUGUUAUUCACUAUCUGAACAUGUUUAUAAAAAGCAUGCCAUCUCUUCCCAAUUGUCAUUGGCUAAGCUAAGUAAGCUAAGCUUUUCUGAGCUCCUCUUAUAAAUUCUUACAGUCACCCUAAUCUCCAUGUGAGUGCUGAACGACCCAAAUUCUAAGCCUUCCAUUUUUUUAAAACAACAUUUAGAUAUGCUAUAAUGUUGGGUAUAAAAGCAAGUGAUUUUUAUGUACACAACAUGCUUAAGUGGGAAGGUUAUUAAUGAGCUACCAGCUAGUUCAAUUAUAGGCGCGUCAAGAGGCAAUUAAAAAAACCAAUGCAUAAAAAUGUCAUGUAAUCAAUACGUGGUAAAUGUAUAUAUGUAUUUCUAUACAUAAGCAGAACUGUUUUCUUGUAAAAUUUUCCUGUGUUUAAUAUGACAAAUAAUUGUUAUACCUGAAAAAUGUAAAAACAGAAAACUUAAAGUUUUGGUUCAAUAUGAAAAUGUCAUUGUGUCUACAAAUUUCAGUUCUUUUUGCAAAAAAUCCUUUCUGCGUUUUUCUCACCCACACCUCCAGCAGUGGAAAUGAUUUUGGUUUUACUUCUAUAAAAUGUUUUUCCAUAAAAGGAGCCUUUAUAAGGUGGAUUUCCACUCAUCAUUGAUUAAAGUCAGAAAAAAACUGCA